Messenger RNA from Rodentolepis nana, 921 nucleotides. NCBI's taxonomy places the organism in Eukaryota, Metazoa, Platyhelminthes, Cestoda, Cyclophyllidea, Hymenolepididae. The record is from the annotation of a GenBank genome assembly.
AUGUACGGAACUCUGCUUUCUUCUAUUCUUCUUUUAAUCGUCGGAAGCUUAUCCGCACCUUGGAUUAUAGCUGCCUCAAAUACCGUUGGACGCCUGGAAGUAGCGAUACACCAAUUUGAAAAUAAUUUAAAUUAUCGUUUUCGAAGUGAUUGCUGCGUGAAAACCACGGAAGGAUGUGAUUCGCAAUGUGAUCUCGUGUUCAGACUGUGCUUUCGGCCAUAUGAUUCCGAAGAAAAUGGAGAGAAAGUGGGUGGCAAAGAAACUACCUGUGAAAUUGGAUCAAUAAAUGUAACUCGAAAGGACAUGAAUCGGAAGGAUCCAAAGCACCCAUUUUUGAGAAAAUCUAUUAACAUCAUCGAUAAGUGGCCGCUACUUUAUACACUGAUUAUAUCAGUCUUUGAUGCGAAACCUGACAAAUUGGGAACAUCCAGAUAUUUGGUUGACAGAACAUUACAUCGUGGAAUCCUGGUUCCCACGAAACCCUCAUCAUCUUGGCAACCCACAGUAGUUGAAUCCACUUCUUCGACUUAUCGCUUGGGUUUACGACUCACCUGCUCACCUGAUUAUUUUGGACAGUAUUGUGCAGUCUAUUGCAGGCCCACGCCCGGACAAUUCGCCUGUGAUAAGCACGGAAAUCGAGUCUGUGAAAAAGGCUGGAGUGGCGAAAACUGUGACAAACCAAUGUGUCGAAAAGGAUGCCAUUCGACACACGGACAUUGUGAGAAACCAGGCGACUGCGUCUGCGCAAACGGAUGGAGAGGAGAGCUCUGUGAUGAAUGCAUCACUUAUCCCGGUUGUCAACAUGGCACUUGCGAUGAUGCACCCUUCACUUGUCACUGUCUUCCCAACUGGGGCGGAGCCUUCUGCGAUCAAGGUACUUGUCAAUCAAAAAUUGUAUUAGAACAAUUACCUUCUCUUUGA